CGUCUGCACAAGCAUAAAGCCAGGAACAAAUCAUAGAAUGUCCUAUCUCCCCACCUGCUGAUCGGGUCAGAUCAGGCAAUAUCCCCAGACAGAAAAAAACAUAGGAGCUGGUCUCACGUUCGCCAGUAUUCUUUUGUUGCGCCCAUCUACAGCGGACUUUCGAGCCAUACCAAUAAUAGCAUUUCAAGAUGGCCCUGAAUCUCGAAAAGCAGCUUCUGUUUGUAAGCCUCUGCCGUAUCACCUAUUACAGUGUUUGGUGCAAGAUGUCCAUGCUAACGAGCCUCGCAGUAUGGAGCUUAUCACAAUAACCCAGUAUGUUAUGCUCUUUGCCCCGUUUGUGGCUUGCUCUAAUGGUGUCGUCCAGGUCAAUGUUGCGAUACACAUCACAUGCGUGCCGAUACUCCUGUUCACGGGAAUCGCUCUGGCGUCGAAUACACCGGCCUUCGUGAACCUGCCCAAUGCGCUCCAGAUCGAAAACCUUCCUCCUAAUCUCGGAACGAUCGCAGCCGUCGUAUACUCCACGUUCUACAUCCUCCUCGAACCUGUUGCUGGGGCACUGAUCGCUCCCCUUAUAAUUGCGGGUGCAGCCUGGGCGAACCAUCUACUGGCUACAUAUGGCACCAGCGUCAACUAUUGGUUUGCUGGGAUCCAUGUAGUGUCCUGGCUAGCUCAGUUUGUAGGCCAUGGUGCCUUUGAGCGCAGGGCUCCGGCCUUGCUGGACAACCUGGUCCAAGCACUUCUUCUUGCACCUCUCUUCGUCUGGAUGGAAGUGCUCUUCUUUUUCGGCUACCGUCCCGAACUGAAAGCCAGAUACGAUGAGAAUGUGGAGAAGGAGAUUGCCGCUUUCAAGGCGCAGAAGGGCAAGACUGCCAAAUAAGUGAAGCUAUAUGGUAGGAUGGCCCGAACUCUAUUUUUACUUGGGGAUUGCAUGGCUAGUGGCGGUAAUCUACUGCGUUUUAUGCUGCCACGCCAAUGG
Aspergillus welwitschiae is the source of this 976-nucleotide messenger RNA. Its product is annotated as 2-hydroxy-palmitic acid dioxygenase MPO1. Lineage: Eukaryota; Fungi; Ascomycota; Eurotiomycetes; Eurotiales; Aspergillaceae. Gene Ontology annotation, biological process: sphingoid catabolic process. The transcript is spliced from 2 exons. The coding region runs from base 290 to 877 and encodes 195 amino acids. The record is from RefSeq and is a predicted model, not a curated record. Gene Ontology annotation, cellular component: endoplasmic reticulum.